UUUCGCUUCCUGAGGAGCCAUGAAUAACAAGAGCAGUUCUCCGUCUACGGCGCUGAUGCCGGAUAUAUAUUUCUCAACCGCCGCAACUGGAGCAAUCGGAACCUUGAACUGCGCUUGAGAGUUGACCUGGAGCAUGGAGUGUCUCUCCUCACUGGGAUGGGACUGUGUGUUCUCCCUCUUUCCCUCCCUGCUGCUGCUCGUGGCCUCCCUGGUGCUGCGUAGGCCCAGGGUGCAGCGCUGGGCCGGGCUGGGGGUGAGGGCAGCAGCCUGGGGGUGCUGGGUGGCUCUGUGCUGGCUCCUGGAGCUCCCACUGCCCCGGGCUGAGGAACACGGCCCCGAGGACGGCUUUGGACCGGCCCUGGACCACACCUCCGGAGCCAGCCUGGCCUGCAAGCCCACGGCGCUAGCCCGCUUCCUGCUCCAGCACUGCGGUUCCCUGGCCCGGCCCAGACUGGCGCGCUGGCCCAGGGGAGACCCUCACCUCCAGAGCCUCUCCAGCCUGCUGUGGGGGGGUCUUGGGGGGGGGUACUGCGGGGAGGGGCUGACGUUCACCAGGGACCACCUCCUGCUGAAGGACGGGGGGGUCCUGGGUCUGGACUGGGCCGUCAGGGUGAAGGGGGGCGAAAGGGGGGACCGGAGGGAGGGAGGGGAGGGCAGGAGGGAGCACCAUCCGGGUGCCAGGGCGCUGGGCUGCCACACCUCCACCCCUCCCAUCCUCCUCCUCGUGCCUCACUUCUGGGGGGGCAUGACCCCCCACCUGAGGGGGCUGUGCGCGGCGGCGCUGCGGCAGGGCUUCUACGCCGUGGUGUUCCACCGGCGCGGCACGGCCGGGUGCCCGCUCGCCACGCCGCGGCUGACGGAGUUCGGGGACCCGGCGGACCUCGUGCAGGCGGUGGCGUACGUGCGCAGCCGGCACCCGUCCUCCGUCCUGCUGGCAGUGAGCGAGGGCUCGGGGUCGGGCCUGCUGCUGUCCUACCUGGGGGAGUGCGGCUCCAGCUCCCACCUGACGGCCGCCGCCUGUGUCUCCCCCGUCCUGCAGGCCCAGCUGUGGAUGGACACGGCCCUGCCGGCCCUCUACCACCAGGGGGCGCUGGUUCACCGCAAGCUGCAGCUCAGCAGGUAUGAGAGCUCCCUGAGGCCCGUGCUGAACGUGGACGGGGCUCUCCGCAGCUCCUCCCUCCGGGACUUUGAAGAGGCCUUGUUCUGCUCCUCCUCCUCCUCCGCCUCCACCCCCGACGCCUUGCCACGUCCCCCCAGCCCGGGGGCCAAGCCCGGGGCCGGAGGAGCGGGGCUUCCCCCCUCCGUGGCCUGGGCCCUGGGGGAGAGGGCCCGUCCGGCCAGGGACCUGGACGCGUACUGGGAGCGCAACGAGCCCCUCAGGGACGCGGACGAGGUGGCCGUCCCCGUCCUCUGCCUCUGCAGCCGCGACGACCCGCUCCUCCUCCCCGCCUCCACCCUCCCCCUCCCCCUCUUCCAGAACAACCCUUACUUCCUGUUGGCCGUGACCGACCGGGGCGGGCACUGCGGGUUCCGACUGGAGCGCGGGGGGGGGGAGGAGGGGGGCGGCGGCGGGAGGAGGGAGCGAGGGAGGCGGGGGAAGGAGGAGGAGGAGGAGGGGGGGGAGAGCUGGAGUCACGGGGCGGUGCUGGAGUACUUCAGGGUGGUGGCCGAGUUCCUGAAGGUGGAGGAGGGGAAGGGGUGGGGGCCCGCGGGGGGGGGGCGCGGCGCCGCGCCACCCCCUCGUAGGAGGGCCACCAUGACGAGGAGGCCACGCCCCCAAACCCAGGGCCACGCCUCCCAGGGAGGUCGGGGAGAAGGGGAGGGGCUUUUCACGUGGCAGAGGUCCUAUACCCGUUGAUAGAGAGAAGGUGCAAGAUUAAAAGUACAAUAAUCUGAUGCUAUGUCAGCAUUCCUUGCAAUGUCCAUGUUUUCUCUCACCUUCUCUUUUACUUUCACUAAACCAGAUCCAGCCGCUCUUCAGAGCCGGAGAAGAAGGUUCCUAUUUCAAGAGUUAUUGAGUGCCUUUCAGGGAGGAACUAGUUGAUUAACACCAGAAGCAGAACGCGAUGCCCCAGCCCUCAGCAGGGCCUUUCCAGGAACAAACGGAUGCCACACACACAUACACGGUAGCAUCAGCCCAGUGUGCGUUUGUGCUCCACAGGUGACAAACACCAUCCUGCAACAACAAUUACCGUCCCCCAGGAACAACACCAGAUCUUUGUAACAUGAUCGAUGGUGACACUUUCUCCUGUCAGAUGGCUAGUUUGAGCGUGGACUUGUGCUAAUAAAGUUUCAUAAGUGAC
Messenger RNA from Osmerus eperlanus (European smelt), 2303 nucleotides. RefSeq names its product protein ABHD15. Bases 134 to 1858 code for a protein of 574 amino acids. The record is from RefSeq and is a predicted model, not a curated record. The transcript has 3 exons. Gene Ontology annotation, molecular function: short-chain carboxylesterase activity; monoacylglycerol lipase activity. NCBI's taxonomy places the organism in Eukaryota, Metazoa, Chordata, Actinopteri, Osmeriformes, Osmeridae.